Molecule: messenger RNA, 1781 nt
Organism: Emiliania huxleyi CCMP1516
Lineage: Eukaryota; Haptophyta; Isochrysidales; Noelaerhabdaceae
Exons: 2
Coding region: 144-1781 (545 amino acids)
Biological process (GO): carbohydrate biosynthetic process
Cellular component (GO): membrane
Molecular function (GO): sulfotransferase activity
Source: RefSeq, a predicted model, not a curated record
GGCACGGAGCCUGGCGGUCGGCGCCCGCAAUAGGUAGGUAGGUAGGGCGUUUUGGCGCGACUCAGUGCCGACAGACCCCCUAUCUGGGUAGGAGCCGGAACCCGGGAGUUCCCAUCCCGGAAGGACCCGACACGGCGAGACCCAUGCAUGCGAGAGAGAGCUCCGUCGACUGCCGCGUCGCGCUGGUGGCUCAGCACAGCAAGGGCCGGUGCCUGCCUGGGAAAACCUUUGGCUGCGGCGUGGACGGAUACAGCAUUUGGACGAGAGGUUGCCGCGGCGAGUUUCGGUGUGGCAGCGAGGCGCCGUCGUUCUUCUGUGGCUAUCCUCCGGGCGAAGUGUCCUACAAGUGCAGAUGCAGCGUUCUCAACGUCGCGGCUUGUCGGCACGCUGUCGCUGCGCGGCAGUGUUCGCUGCCGCUUUGGAGGGCGAGUUGUCCGCAUGCGUGCAACCACGGGGUUCGCGUGCACGACGCCAGGCUCGAGCAGCAGCUUGCGCCCAUCGCGCCGCCGGACAGCUGGCCCGAGCGUUGGUGGAGGGAUGCGUCGCCGGGAUACUGCGACGCCGUCUCUUCGGGCGUCGCCGGCGACUGCGCCAGAGGGGUGCGUGGGUGGUGGCAGCUGCCCGAAGGAACGGAGAGCAGUGGCGACGAGGAUGCCGCCAACGCCUGCCUCAAGCUGUGCCUCGCGUGCCCACGCUGCCGCUACCUGUCGUGGUCUCUCGAGCAGCGCACCUGCUCGUGGGCGCACGCCUGCGACCUCGACCACCUGUACAGCGAUCACGCCAACUCGUUCCUGUCCGUUUCCGUGCGGGCGCUGCUCCGCUCCUCGCGCCUGCGACCCCUCGAGCCCCUGGCACGGCCGCUCUCUCGCGCGGGCUGGCCGGCGGAGCACGUCGACGCGCCGUGUAGCCACGAGUACCCCAACACGCACGCGAGCCGGCGGCGGCCCAAGCAGCUGGGCGGCGCUCACUCGCUGCUGACGCGCCUGCUGGUCGUGCCGCGGCUGCGGCUCGCCUACUGCCCGAUCGAGAAGGCGGGCGAGACGCGGCUGAUCCGGCUGCUCUUCCACGCGGCGACGGGCGAGGCGAACGCGACCUUCGCCCACCUUGUGCAAGCGAGCGACAAGAACCUCCUCCCCUCGCUAUCGGGCCUCGCGCACGCGGCGCGGCUGGCGGUGCUCGCCUGCGCCGAUUUUGUAAAGGUGGUUGUCGUCCGCGACCCGCUCGAGCGGCUGCUCAGCGCCUACCUCGACUUGUGCGAGCCGCGGGCCGACGACGGACCCGCGCGCAGCGGCCACCGCGAGCAGCACUGCGAGGGCUUCCCGCUCCCGCGCUGGCGGCCGAGCUUCGACCAACUCGUCGACCACCUCGCGGCGCUGCCGCCCCACGAGCGCUCCGACCUUAACCAGCACUUCCUGCCGCAGGCCUACUUUUGCGGCCUGGUGGCGCCGCGGGCCGACGCCGCCGCGUCGUCCGACGACCUGCUCUUCUCGCACGGCACGCUCCCGCGCUUCCACCACGUCGUGCGGCUCUCGGCCGCCACCUUCGCCGCCGACAUGCUCUCCGUCCUCGCCUCGGUCGGAGUCGCCGAGAGCACCGCGCACCGCUUCCUGCAGAUGCGAGAUGGGCACGACACAGGCGCCGCCGGGCGCGUGCGGCGCUACUACACGCGCGAGAGCGCGGCGGCCGCGCGAGGCGUCUACUCGGUGGACUACUCGACCUUCCGGCUGCCCGAGCCCGCGUGGCUGGCGGACCUCGCCGGGUACACGCACGGAAUCAGGUAA